ACAGACGGAAGGCGACGCGGCCUCACUCUGGGUCCUUAACUUCUCCUGCGCAACGUACAUUGAGAACAAAAACAUUUGUGGAAGUCGAAUAUUUUGCUCUGCCGGAACAUAGCCUACAGCUCGAGCAGUUUACUUUUCUUCGAUCUACACUAUUCCCGCUGAGGGAAGUGCCUGCUAUUCCACUGAAAGACCACUGUCUACAGAUAACGUUCUACUCCGACGGAGAAACGUGGAAGUGCCAAUGGAAUAGUUCUUCCUCAGGAAAAGCGGAGAUACAUCUGGAGAUACAUCUGAAGAGUUAGGAGUGGAUUCAAGCCAGUGCCUGCAUUGCUGGCACACGUGUUUAAACCACCUUAAACUACUCUCAAGUUCUCAGUUCUUCCUAAUCCAGGGGACAAAGAAAUGAGGAGCAGCUCCCACCGCCACCACAGAGACAGAGGAUGAGUGCUCUUUAAAUCACUGGGUUUUGUCAUGAAUGCCUUCCUGAUGGACCAGGGAUUCAGUGGGUCUUCCCGACUAGCUGGAUUUGUGAGCCGCAAUGAGAGGCAUGUCUUUCAUUCUAUCUGCACGUCGUUUUAAGGCUCUAACCCUCAGCUGGGGGUAGAGGCCGUUCACUGCAAAACACUUCACUUCCUCAAACCAUUUAAAGUAUUUAAAAAAGAAACACAGAACACACGUAUGCACUGAGAAUGAUAUGCCCAAGGAAGAAGAGGCCGACAAAAGAUGAGGAUUUCUCAGCCAUUGCUGUACCCUCUAUGAAAGGCCAUGGUUAUCUGGACUACACCAUAGAGAGCCACCCCACCAGAGCUAUGCAGAUCAUGGAUGAGUUUCGCAGACAUGACAUGCUAUGUGACUUGGUUCUUCAUGUGACCUACAAGGAUAAAGUUGUGGAUUUCAAGGUGCAUAAAUUGGUACUGGCCUCCUGCAGCCCGUACUUCAAAGCUAUGUUCACCAGUAACUUCAGAGAGUGCCACGCGUCCGAGGUGACCCUGAGGGACGUGUGUCCGCAGGUGGUGGGCCGGCUCAUCGACUUCGCCUACACGUCGCGCAUCACUGUCGGGGAGAAAUGCGUGCUGCAUUUGCUCUUGGCUGCCAUGCGCUACCAGAUGGAGGACGUGGCCAAGGCCUGCUGCAACUUCCUGGUCAAGAACCUCGAGUCGUCCAAUGUCAUUGGCAUCGCCCGGUUUGCUGAGGAGAUCGGCUGCAUGGACCUGCACAAGCACUGCCGCGAGUACAUCAACACACACUUCAACGAGGUGACGAAGGCAGAGGAGUUCUUCAGCCUGAGCCACUGUCAGCUGCUGGAGCUGAUCAGCCAGGACAGCCUGAAGGUGCUGUGUGAGGUGGAGGUGUACGAGGCCUGCAUCGAGUGGGUCCACUGGGACGUGGAGAACCGGGCGCAGUACUUCCACGCGCUGCUCAAGGCCGUGCACAUCUACGCGCUGCCGGCCAAGUUCCUCAAGCGCCAGCUCCAGCACUGCCCCAUCCUGAGCAAGGCCAACUCCUGCAAGGACUUCCUCUCCAAGAUCUUCCAGGAGAUGUCCCUGCGCAAGCCGCUUCCCCCGGCACCACACCGCGGCACGCAGCUCAUCUACGUGGCCGGCGGCUACCGGCAGCAGUCGCUGGCCUCCCUGGAUGCGUUCGACCCGGUGCGGACCAAGUGGCUGCGGCUGGCCGAAAUGCCAGCACCGGGCAGUGGCCUUGGGACCUGUGUGCUGUUUGGGCUCCUCUACACUGUGGGUGGCAGGAACCUGUCGCUGCAGAACAAUGAUGAGUCAGGCAUCCUCUGCUGUUACAACCCCAUGACCAACCAGUGGAGCCAGCACGCCUCGCUCAACACACCACGGAAUCGGGUCGGCGUCGGGGUCAUUGACGGGAGCAUCUACGCCGUGGGAGGCUCACAUGGAUCCAGGCAUCUCAACACAGUAGAGAGGUAUGACCCUGAGACCAACCGCUGGACGUUUGUGGCCCCCAUGUCCGUGGCCCGGCUGGGAGCUGGCGUGGCCACCUGUGGGGCGGCUCUGUACGUGGUGGGGGGAUUUGACGGAGUGAACCGCUGGAACACUGUGGAGCGCUACCACCCCGACACCAACACCUGGCAACAAGUGUCCCCCAUGCACUCGAUGCGCAGCGGGUUGGGUCUGGUGUGUAUGGACUCCUACCUGUAUGCAAUUGGGGGCUACGAUGGGCGGACACAGCUGAGCAGCGUGGAGCGCUACAACAUAGUGAAGGACGUGUGGGAGCCCGUGGCAUCCAUGAAACACUGCCGCAGUGCCCACGGCGUCACCGUCUACCAGGGCCGGAUAUUUGCACUAGGCGGAUUUAACCAGGCUGGCUUCUUGUCCAGUGUGGAGUGCUAUUGCCCGGAGAGCAAUGAAUGGACAUACAUAACAGACAUGCCUGUUGGACGGAGUGGAAUGGGCAUCGCCGUCACUAUGGAGCCUUGCCCGGGCAACCUGCCGGAACAGGAAGAGGAAGAAUGACAUUGAAUGAUAUUACCUCACACAGACCAAAUCAAAUUCUCCUGCCCUGUGUUCGCAUCAUCCACUCAUUCACUGCACUAUAGUGAAUAAAAAACACAAAGUUAUUCCCUAUAUAGUGCAUUUUCUAGUGAAUGAGUAGAUGUUCUGACCAUAGAGCCAAAGACCACAUCACUGGAGUGUCUAGAAUGCUGUGCCUUUUGGGGAUUUUUUUGUUGUUGUUUGUUUUUACAGUUUUGUAAAUGGUAAUGUAAUGACAGUUUUUGUUAUUUGCACAUCUUUUCAUGACGUAACUGCAUCAGUGUUUUGCCAUAUUCUUCUUAUUUUUAUAGACAAAUGAAGACUGCUGAUUCAUCAGCACAAAAAGUUGUAAUGAAGUAUAUUCAUGCUGCUGCGGGACAUACUGGUUUUAAUCCCACCCAGUUAGUCCUGGAAAUACCACAAAAUCAUAAAUCAAAGAAAUCUGAAAGAGUCAUGUAGCAAUUUCUGUCAUGCAGGCACACCUGAGACAUUUUUGGCAGUCUGAUUUUUAAACGGAAGGACUUAUAGGUAAGAAGUUGCCAAAUCAUUUGCCUCAAAAACAUGCAGACUGAUUCUCCCCAUGUGCUUUGUAGCCUGACAUGUGAAUGCACCUUGCAUUGCCGAAUUCUCAGGCAGAAUAAACAGGUGAAAGUGGAGAGGGAUCUCUGUGUGAUACUCUUUUGCAAUCUUAUGUGGAAAUUGCAGAAAGGUUGAUCUGAAGAAGAGCUUUAAUUUUUGUGUGUGUGCUGUAACAUUUGUCAUACACUAUGUAUACAAAAGUAUUGGGACACUUAAAACGUCUUCAUCACUGAAUUCAUAUGUUUCGUUCAGACCCAUUGCCACAGGUGUGUUAAGCACCUAGUUAUGCAAUCUGCAUUCACAAUUCACAUUUGUGAAAAAACGGGUUGUUCUGAAGAGCUCAGUUAAUUCAAGUGGGGUACUUUCAUAGGAUGCACAAAGCAAGGUCCACAAAGACACAUGAUUAGUGUGAGCUUGGUGUAUAAGAACUUGACUGGCCCACACAGAGCCCUGACCUCAACCCCAUCAAGCACCUAUGGGAUGAAUUAAUGGAGGUGUCAGGUCUUCUCAUCCAACAUCACAAAUGCUGGGAUCUGGAUGGGAUUUCAUAAAAGUUCCUGUAGGUGUAAAGGUGCUUUUGUCUCUACAGUGUACUUAACAUUUUUGACUCAAAUCAACGAAAAAACAUUAUUUAUGACCGCCACUACUGAUAGGGGCCCUUUUAUUGACGCAUUUCUGUUUCUGAAGAACUACUGAAGCAAUUUGGUAUGUUUACACUUGACCACAUCUGCUUACUCAACAAAAUGUCAACGGCCAAUCAGAAUUCAGCAGCUACUACAUUCUUUAGAUGUACACCAGAUUUUGUGAAAUUGUGUCCAUAGAGGGCACCUCAGCUUAUAUAUUUCACUAUCUCAAGACUACAUGUGCCAAUAUCUUGUGAUUUAAAGGUUCAAAGUUUACCAUCAUGGGGGCCGCUGCAACUGACAACAUUUCAAUAGCUGUUUGGUACCCCAUGAUCACCGUGUCUGGAUGUGGAUAUGUGUAUCUGUGCAUUAAAUCAGUUUUGGAGCAGCA
This is a messenger RNA of Alosa alosa (allis shad), 4094 nucleotides long. It is a transcript of the gene keap1a, whose product is annotated as kelch-like ECH-associated protein 1a. The record is from RefSeq and is a predicted model, not a curated record. The transcript is spliced from 7 exons. The coding region runs from base 690 to 2483 and encodes 597 amino acids. NCBI's taxonomy places the organism in Eukaryota, Metazoa, Chordata, Actinopteri, Clupeiformes, Clupeidae. Gene Ontology annotation, molecular function: protein binding.